Lodderomyces margitis is the source of this 2487-nucleotide messenger RNA. It is a transcript of the gene DAP2, whose product is annotated as Dap2p. Lineage: Eukaryota; Fungi; Ascomycota; Pichiomycetes; Serinales; Debaryomycetaceae. The record is from RefSeq and is a predicted model, not a curated record. The transcript has a single exon. The coding region runs from base 1 to 2487 and encodes 828 amino acids. Gene Ontology annotation, molecular function: serine-type endopeptidase activity; dipeptidyl-peptidase activity. Gene Ontology annotation, biological process: proteolysis.
AUGAAAGAUAUAGAGGGUAAAGUGAGACGAACACGGAAUUUGAAGAGGUUGGUAACCGUUGGAGUAGUAUUUGGUGUUUUAAUAUGGGGGUCAUCAUUUUUGAUAUCGGCCAUUGACCACUUUUUCACUACUUUGGAGACAAAGUCGUACCAUGAUAUUCAUUUUCAUGUGUUAGACUAUGAAUCAGAACUGAAUGAUGCUAUAUUUGCAACCCCUUCAAGAAAACCAACGGAAUUUGGAGACAAGAUACCUUUGAAUAAAAAGAUUUUCGACGAGCAUACAUUGUCUGCAAAACACCAUGAAAUUCAAUGGAUAAGAACCCCCUCCUCGAUUCACGAUGACAAGGGCACUUAUGUUAUCAAAAAUGACAAGAAAAAUGAUGAUUUCGAGGUGGUUAUAAAGUCAGUUUCUGACGAGGAAUACAAUCAAAUAUUGAUUGAAAAGUCUAGUUUUGAAUACAAAGGUGAAGUUUACAAUGUCGAAGACUUUAUCGCUUCACCCGACUUACAAAAAGUCAUUCUCAAGACAAAUGUUACAUCGCAGUGGAGACACUCUUCACUGGGGCUCUACUGGAUCUUAGACGUAGCCACGCAGCAGGUGGAGCCAGUAUUCAAGAGAGCAAGAAUAUCUACAAUUUCGUGGUCCCCGGACUCAUUGAAAGUAGCAUUCAUUCACCAAAACAAUAUUUAUGUGCAAGAUAUUUCACUGAAUGAAGUGGUUCAAGUGACAAAUGAUGGGUCUGCCGAAAUUUUCAAUGGUAAACCAGACUGGGUCUAUGAAGAAGAGGUUUUUGGAAGUGACAUUGUUUUAUGGUGGUCACCAGCUGGUGACAAGUUUGCUUUUUUGAAAUCAAACAACUCUGAAGUGCCAGAAUUUGUUAUUCCGUUUUAUGCUCAGAACAAUUUCGAAGAUUACCCUGAAAUUGUCAAGAUAAAGUAUCCAAAAGCUGGUUAUCCAAAUCCAAUAGUCGACGUUUGGACGUAUGAUUUGACCAAGGAUAAAGCUGUCAAACAUGAGUUAAACUCAAAGAAAAUUGAGCUGACUGAAAGAUUGAUAACCGAAGUUGUGUGGGUAGGGGAAGAAGUUUUGGUGAAAACAUCCAACCGUGCCAGUGACUUGCUUGAGGUUUUCCUUGUUGGGAAAGAACCGAGAUUAGUUCGUUCGCAUACGGCUGAAAAGUCUUGGUUUGAAAUAACUUCCCACACACUUUUUGUCCCCAAGAAUAAAACGGUUGGACGUCAGCAAGACGGUUAUAUUGACACUGUCGUUGAUAAUGGGUUUAAUCACUUGGCCUACUUCUCACCACCUGACACCUCAGAAUAUGAACUAUUAACAAAAGGCGAUUGGGAGGUUGUUGGCGGUGUUGGUGCUUUUGACUACAAUACAAAUGUAAUUUACUUCACCAGCACAUUGAGGUCUUCAAUUGAGAGACACAUUCAUUCAAUUAACUUAUUGGACAGGUCUGACGAUGGGCUUCCGUAUAUCAGGGAUAUUACGGCCAAUGAAGGCUACUACUCGUCAUCCUUUUCAUCAGGUGCCAGAUUCUUGUUUUUGUCGGUCUUAGGUCCUGAUGUACCAAAGCAACAAAUCAAUGACUUGAGGUUGGAAAAGAAAGUGAAAAUCAUUGAAGACAAUUCCGAGUUGAUUGAAAAAUUGAGAAAAUAUGUGGUUCCAGAAGUCAAGUACAGUACUGUUGAGUUACAAGACGAGGAUGGUAAACCAUUUCUUGCAAAUGCUGUUGAGGUCUUGCCGUUGAACUUUGACAAGAAGAAAAAGUACCCAGUAUUGUUUUCAAUCUAUGGAGGUCCUGGGUCGCAAAUGGUUGACAAGAGGUGGUCAAUUUCAUUCAGCUCUUUGGUGGCGGCAGAAUUGGAUGCAGUGGUAGUCACUGUCGAUGGAAGAGGUACCGGAUACAACAAUUUGAAUUCAAAAUUGGGUUCCAAUUUCAAGUUUAUAGUCAGGGAUCAACUAGGCAAAUACGAACCAAGAGAUUUGAUUUCUGCUGCUAAUAUUUGGGCCGGAAAGUCGUAUGUUGACCGUGAAAGAAUUGCAAUCUGGGGCUGGUCAUAUGGAGGCUUCUUGACUUUGAAAACACUUGAAACUGAUGUCAAAGACUCUAUAUUCAACUAUGCCGUUGCCAUUGCACCGGUCACUAAAUGGAAGUUGUACGAUUCAAUCUACACUGAGAGGUACUUGAGAACACCACAAGAAAACCCGCUGGGCUACGAAACAGGAUCAAUUCACAAUGCCACCAACUUCAAACACGUCAAGAAAUUUUUUAUUGGGCAUGGAAGUGGUGAUGAUAAUGUUCACGUUCAACAUUCUUUGCAAUUGUUGGAUGAGUUCAAUUUAGCAGAAGUGGAAAAUUUUGAAUUUAUGAUUUUCCCCGAUUCAAAUCAUGGAAUGACGUACCAUAAUGGACAAAAAGUUGUUUACGAUAGAAUUUUAGAUUUCUUCAAAAGAGCAUUCAAUUAUGAGCUCGAUUAG